CUACUGCACGAAUGAACGAAACGUCUGGGCUCUCCCUUCAGUCCUUCUGCUCUGGUUACGUGACACAACGAAGGUCACCAGAACAUAAGGAAGCAAGCAAAACUACCGGAAAUGACGAUUUCAUUACGUUCACAGUGCAGUAGAAAUACGUAAUACAAUAGCAAUCUUCCGUAAUAAUUUUUCCAGGAAACAUAUGUUGUUGUGUGGGGAAAAGGAAACAAAAAAUACUGGCACCAAUCGUGCCAUAUCCAUAGCAGUAAUAAUAGAAUCAAUUUGCACCUCUUGUGAAGCAUAUACAAUUCAUAACACGACAACCUUCUCUCCACGAAAAUGACCCGCUUGUUCCCCCCCGAAGAGGCAAACUCUUCCGUUCUGAGCGACGAAACCAUCCACGAGGCCCCCGAAGAAUUUGACAGCGACGACAUCAGUAGCAACGAAAGCGAGGACGUAAUGGAUGGGAUCGAUGACGACGAUGAAGAAGACGAUGAUUCAGACUGUAGCGCUUCCACCGUCUCRACGAGCCCAUUGUUGAAACUCAUCCCGACCGCGCUGGCGUCCCCACAGCAGCAGCACCGAUCGUCACUGCUGGACAACGGCAAAAGUGGAAUGCCCCUCCCCCCCGGGAGCCACCUUUCUGCGAACGAGCCCAGACCCGAAAAGGGAGUCGAUCGCCUCCUAUUAAUGGCUCGCUAUCCAAAUGCAGAUGAGUCWCAGAUCCAGCAAGCCCUGCAACGGAAAGAACUCCAACAACGUGCCGCCAAGAUCGCCGCCACAAAAAAGGCGCAACUCUUUCGGGAACAAAAAGACCUUGAGGAUGCCGAACGUUGGARGCUGCAGCAGGARAGAGAGCAGAAACAGCUUGAGCAGCUGCGGAACGAAUACCGGCAGCACCAACAAAACCAGGAGCUACAGMAAUUUCAACAGCAACAGCAACUCCAAUUCCACCAACAGAUCGAACAAUUUCAGAUGCAAUCUGCGCAGGCGUCUAACAACGGGAGUGGAGCAGAAAGAUUCGUUGGAACCACCGAGGAAGAGCGGGUGCAGGAAAACAGGUUAACAAAUUUGAAUAAUGACCAGCACCAUCCAAAGGGAAGUUUUGGCCACGCGGCCAGCCCCUCCAAGAAUAUUUUGCCAAAGCGAUCCCAGAGCGGAACAGACGAGGACGAAGAAGAGGAUCAGGAUGCCUCGUACAUGUGGGUGUCCGGUAUGGCUAGGAGCAGUUAUGAGUCCGAGAACAGCAACUAUCGCAAUAGCAAUGAUGGCGGAAGUAGUGGUGRKKACCACGCCGAUUACUACAGYMGGGCGGUGCUCUCAAAUUCAGGGGGCGAUACGGACGAAAGCGACGACGUUGAAAAAGCGGGGAAUUAUUUCUAUCAUCGUACCAAGAGCGGYGGCAGAGAAUCACCAAAUCACUCGCAGCGAUCGUCCCCCAUCCGAAAGAAUCUGCGGGAAAGCAUKAGCAAGGUUGCGAAGGCGUUCUCAAGCACCGCGAAAGCCACCCGCCCGGURCCCCUCGGCUCUUCCAUGGACCAUCCGGCCAAGACCGCCGCAGCCUCGAACUCGUCGGGUGACCACGGUGCCAACCGAAAUACAAGCAAUGCCCAUCAAGCACAUCAGCAGAAGUGGCAGCGGUUAAAUUCCGGAAAUAAUAUCGACGACACCGACGAAAACCUUCCCGAUACAGGCAGCAGCAGCUUUGACACGGACCGGGACCACAACAACACCAACAAGUACAGCGUUUCCAGCAGCACUAGUAGCUACUAUCGAAACGACCAGAGCAAACAAGUGAAAGGUUUUCACCAGUACAACGAUGGAGGCUUUGGCCACKCCGAUGACGAUGAGGAUGCCGAUUCAGAAAGGAAACGUCUAAACGGAUCUMGUUGCUGCGUAUGGAYGAAGCGCAACAAGCUGCUCGUGGUGAUAUUUUCAUUUCUUCUUUUGGUUGCAAUCUUAGCAACGGCCCUGAUGGUUGCAAAGAAGAACACCAAYCGCAGCCCCAUGUCAACGGAAAGUAGUCCUAGUGGUGACGAAAUGAUGGUGGACCUUCCCACUGAUUUCGRCAACRACUUAGAGAGCAACGACRCCGAUGGAAACAGCUUUMGCGGCGAGGGWGAGACAUCUACCGGCGAUAUUGCGGUUGCAACUCCCUGGGACAUGCCACGGGUACCUCCACCAUCGAUAGCUCCAGMAUCUUUUCCAACGGAAAACCAGAGCGAAUUUGGCGAGGGUAUUCCGUCACGGCCUCCCKUCCUUUCCCAGCCCACCGAUCAGCCCACGACGUCCUCCAGCGAAGUGCCGUUCCUGGAUUGGACCUGGGACGUCGUUGGUAGUGGCGAAACCAUCAUUAAGGGCACCCCCCAGAUCGACCAGCGGUUUGGGGAAUCGGUUGCGAUUUCCGAGGACGGAAACACCCUAGUGGUGGGCUCUCCCAACGCCCUGGGAUCCGGAAUCGUCCGCAUCUAUCAAAAAGACGCCGGAAACGACAACGGCGGCGAUUUUUCCUGGAAACCCAUCGAGUCGCUUCUCGGCCGCCAGCAGGGAGACGGCUUUGGGACCACUGUAGCCCUUUCCAAGGACGGAAGGGUUCURGCCGUCGGGGAACCCGAGAGUGACGGCAGUACCGGGGACAAGGCAGGGAAUGUGAGGACCUACGUCUACAGCCCCUUUGGGUACGUUUCCCGCGGGCCCGAUCUGGAGGGGACUGGCGCAACGGACCACUUUGGGCUCGGCCUUGCUUUGUCGGGAGACGGUAGCCGUCUGGCCAUUGGGGCCCCCUAUCAGGACAACAGCUUCGUUCAGCUAUCCACAGCUGCAAAACAGCGGGGAAGCGGCGAUCGCAUCGGGGGCGGCGGAUCGUCGUUGCGMAGUGGAAGCAACGGGAGCGUCGGUAGCAACGGUAACAGGCUGGUCUCCGGAGCGGUGAUCGUGUACGAGUGGUCCGAAAAGGAUCGGAAAUGGAUCCCCAUGGGUGCACCGUUGAUGGGGGAGAGCAACCUGGACUGGUUCGGAAAGAGCCUUGACCUCAGCAACGACGGAAGCCUGCUUUGCGUCGGAUCCCCACGAAAUAUUCAGUCCGGUGGGCACGUCCGUUGUUUCAAGGAAUCUGAGGAYUACGCAGUGCCUUCGUCGUCGGACGGAUCCAAACUUAUCGAAACCRAGUUUUCGGUGCGAUGGAAGCCCCUCGGAGACCCCAUUCGCAAUACGGAGCCACCGGUCCGCUCAGACGAUAAUUUCGGAGCAUCCGUUAGCGUCAGYACCGAYCCCACCSGCAAGAAGUACCGGGUGGCCAUCGGUGCCCCCGGCAAGAACGGAGCCAAUAGCGAAGAGAUCGACCGGGGCGAGGUGACGGUAUACGAAUUCAAUCCCGAAACUUCCGAGCGGGGUUGGAUCCGGCUUGGCAGGGAGGUGCUGACCCCACCUACCAACGAGGGGCGGGACUUUCGCAUGGGUCAUUCCCUGGAUCUUCACCACGACAAGCUUGUGGUUGGUAUGCCCGGGGCGGAUAUGGCAGAGGUAUUCGAAUUCGAGCRGGACAACUGGCGGUGGAUCCGCCAUCCGCGCCUCUUCGAAGGGGGCAACCGGUCGGGCUCGGCCGUGAACGAGUAUGGAGCCGCCGUAAGCAUGACCCCCUUUGGUGAUUUUAUUGUUGGGAGCCCCCUGGCGGGGGACGGAAAUGGUUCCGUUCAGGUUUAUCAGAGAGAUUGAAUCGGUUUUGAUUUGGUGCGAUAGAUUAUUUAUCURUCUGUGCCRUAGUGCUUUCUCCGCRUCCAUUGUUCUUUUUCAGAGAACGAUUUUGACAUCCAUUGAUUACACACAUACCAAUACCAAAACGAUACGAAAACGAUAGGACAUGGCAAGACACGGCAAGACAUGGCAAAAUUCGAAAACWAACAAAAAGCAAGAUGGGGUUGUUUUGCAACUCAAUCGCAAAAGGAACUAUCAGGAACAAUUCUAAUCAUGAAACCACAAAUAGUAUUUGCAUCAUUCAUAGUACGAUCUAGUCCUUCAAGUUAUUGUUAAUCUUAAAGCAUUGUG
Molecule: messenger RNA, 4035 nt
Organism: Pseudo-nitzschia multistriata
Lineage: Eukaryota; Bacillariophyta; Bacillariophyceae; Bacillariales; Bacillariaceae
Source: the annotation of a GenBank genome assembly